GCCAGCCGAGCCAGCCGGCCUCCCGAGCCCUAUCUUUCUAUCUUUUUCCCCUCUCCCGGUCUCCUCCCACAGUCCCACUCCUAUCCUUUCCUCCCCUCUCCACCCCCGCGCCGCCGCCGCCGCCGCCGCCGCCGCAGCGUCCCCCCCGCCCCCCGAACCAAGAUGAAUGUUGAAAAGCUCAAAAAGAUGGCAGGUGCCGUGCGCACCGGGGGGAAGGGUAGCAUGCGCAGGAAGAAGAAGGCAGUCCACAAGACUACAACCACCGAUGACAAAAGGCUUCAGAGCACCCUGAAAAGAAUAGGAGUGAACACCAUCCCUGGUAUUGAAGAGGUCAACAUUUUUAAGGAUGAUGUUGUUAUUCAGUUUGUGAAUCCUAAAGUGCAAGCUUCAAUUGGUGCUAAUACAUGGGUGGUCAGUGGAACUCCACAGACAAAGAAACUUCAAGAUCUGCUGCCAUCAAUUAUCAAUCAACUUGGUCCUGACAACCUGGACAACCUUCGGAGGCUUGCGGAGCAAUUCCAGAAGCAGGCCCCUGGUGCUUCUGGUGCUGAGGCUAGUGCGAGCACAGGUGCUGCUCAGGAUGAUGAUGACGAUGUGCCCGAGCUUGUCCCUGGAGAGACAUUUGAAGAGGCUGCGGAUGAGAAAAAGGAGUCGUCAUGAUUUUGCUGCAUGUCUGCUGUUGUGGAGGGUUAUAAGUUCAGCGUUGCCAUUACAGACCUCCUUUUAAGAAGUUUACCUACCUUAUUUGUGCCCAUGGUCCGGUUUUGUCAUGGACGAGAAUUUGGUCCGGUAUGUUGGUGGAAUUUUACAUGAGGUUUGCCUCUUUUUGUUA
Messenger RNA from Phragmites australis (common reed), 832 nucleotides. RefSeq names its product nascent polypeptide-associated complex subunit beta-like. The record is from RefSeq and is a predicted model, not a curated record. The coding region runs from base 163 to 660 and encodes 165 amino acids. Gene Ontology annotation, cellular component: cytosol; nascent polypeptide-associated complex. Lineage: Eukaryota; Viridiplantae; Streptophyta; Magnoliopsida; Poales; Poaceae. The transcript is spliced from 6 exons.